UCUCUCGUGCUUCGCUUUUUGCGAGUUUUGAAAAGCUGUCACUACGUCUGUGCCCGAAGUCCUGCGGCUUAUUUAUAUUUCAUGUACCAGGUGCGAGCUUCUGAGGAACGCUUUUAUUGUGCGCAAGUGAGCACAGACCGUCGUCAGAAUAUCCGGCGACUCGUCCUCAAGUCUUUUGUAUCGGGCUUACGAUGCCGUUACAGAUCAAAGAGACCGCUAGCCUUCACGGCACGAAAGGCGAUGAAGUGAUACAUUCACUCGCCAAGCUAUUGGAAAAGGUCCACCGUCUUGAGGCGAAGAAGCGCGCGGCUCACAGCUGUCCUACUUCAGAGCUCGGAGAGCACAUUGCGCUGGUGGAAGCCCAGUGUGCCUUGCUUGAGGAACAACUGCGGUACGCGCGACGAGUUCUGGUUUUCUCCACUAAACCGAGGAGCACUCCCGAUGAAUUUCCGGAAGCCGCGUUUACCAAGUCUCCCAGCUACGACAACGAUGAUGUGUUUGUCGAAUCAGAAGAAGUCCGGGCCCCUGUGCCCGAGCAGCGACCUGCAGCCCAGAGGUCUCUAUCAGAGAUGAACACGGACGUCAGGAAAAGGACGGCGAGAAAAACGACUCCAAAGGAGCCUGAAGCUGCAGUGCCUGCAAAGCACUCGAGCCAGACUCGCCGAGCAAGGUCAACAUCUGCUGUUCCACAUGCUGUUCGUUUUCCUGACCAAGUUUACCAGUGCAGACUCAAUGUUGCAGACGUGCCAUUUAUCCUCAGCAAAAGCACUUCAGCAAGUCACUCACUCCCUGCGAAUCUUCAGAACCUCGUGUCUCUUCUGAAGAAGGCCAAGCCACAGAGCAACGUGGGACAGGACUUUACAGACAGCACACAUCGACAUGUUUGUGUAGUAGGGAAUGCAGGGUUGCCCAAGAGCAACAGUGAGAUUGACUUGCGUGCAGCAUCUCAACCUGAUGCUGCUAGCAGCGACCUUGUGCAACUGAUGCACCAAGGGGAGCAGCUGUUGAAGCAGUUGAAUCAGGCCCAAAUGCCUGGCACGCGACACUCUCUAAAGUGCCAGUGCCGGCGGCUAAUCAGCCGCAUUCAGGCCAGAAUGGCAGACAUUGGAAAAUCAGAGACUGGUUUCUCAAAUAGCACGGGAGUGAAGUCGACACACAAAAGAAAGGGCAGUGUAAAGCCAAGGUCGGCUUCUACGUCCUCUCACGUUGGUGACGCUUUCAAUCGUGUUUUCAUGCGAGAGUUGAGGAGGAUUCAGAGCCACCUUGAAGAACAGAUAUGAACUGCAUCUUAGACAAAUGCCACGAAACCACACAUUCCCACAGUGAUUCUCUGAUCUCACAUUCAGAGCUCGUAGCUUGUGCCAUUGCUUUUGUAUAUUUGUACACUUGUACAGGCUUGUCAAGUCUGUACACCCAUGGUCGAAAGUAUGUGAACUGGAGCUUCCGUAAAAAAAAAAAAAAAAAACUUAAUUCUUUGCUUGAAACUGACGGCUGCAGUUCAGGCUUGGCAUUGCAAACAUUGCAAUGCAUUUGUCAGUUUCAGCUUGUCGAUCUGAGUUGCCAGGAAACUUUUUUUUUCACCGCAGAUAUGGUCCACAUACUUAUGGUCAUGGGUGUACAUACUGCUGGCCAUGUGAUCACUAGUGAGAAUGUCACCUGAUUUGCCUGGGCUUGUCAAAAUGCCCUGCUAGUGGACGGCGAAUAAAUGAUAUGCUACUUUCCUAAGUGCCAUUUUAUCAUACCGUUUAGUAACUCGCACUUGUGUGCUGCGUUGUCGCACUCUUUGGUACAGUGUAGACCGCUUAUAACGUAAGUCGCCGGAGUCGCGAAUAUCUGCAUUAUAAGCGGUACCGCACUAUAACCAAAACACCGAUUUUCAAGCACUGCAUGUAUGCAAAACAUGUAGACCAAGCAUGUAGACACACUUUGUACUAUCGCGCGCACAUCGCAAUUACGUUUUCGCCAGUGAGCUGGCGAAAACAUAAUCGCGAUGUAGCCGGUGCUCUUCAUGCUCGACAGCUUUGCACCGAGUCAAAACGAAACAACUGUUUGCCGCAACCACUGCGGAAAAAACCGUGACCGCUAUCGACACGAUUACGAACGGCGACUUUGCGGUGCUGAAGGCACACGCCCGACGCACGCACCGAGUCUGGACGAAUUAACUACCAUUCGCGGCAACAACUGCAGUCGAAACCGCGGUCGCUAUCUAUGCGAUCAUCGAUGGCGACUACGCAGUUUUCUAGGCACGCGGCCGACGCGCGUACUGAGUAAAAACGAAACUACUGUUCGCCGCAACCGCUGCGGAGAAAACCGCGGCCGCUAUCGACGCGAUCGUGGAUGAUGACUAUGCAGUUACGAAAGCCCGCGGCCAACGCGGUAUUAUACGUGGCGGUAAACAGAAGAAUUCAGGCUUUAAAGACACAAAUAGGCUCGAAGCGUUCCAGCGUUGCUGUCAUUCACGUACGAUUUCAACUGAUGGCUGUGGUGAUGCAGGACUCCGCCGCUUCGUUUCGGUUGGACGCUAGCGCCGUUCUUGCUCUUUUGCGUCGCACAUUUGCGGCGCUCCUUGCUCACCGAGCUCCGAAAGUAGUCCGGAUUAACCGAUGUGCGGCCAAAUAAGCCCGAAUUAACGAGAGUUUGAUUGCAUCGAAUAGUGCAUACGCCGGCCGGCAGCACGCAUCUUGUUGAAAAGCGUGCUCGCUGCCGCCCUUAUCGGCGAGAUUGUCCCGCGGAAGCCGCAUUAUAACCGGUAUUUUGUCUCACACGACUGCACUGUAAGCGGUAUGCGUAUACAUGCAGUGCUAUGGGAAAAUUAACGGGAGUCUGUAAAGACCGUACUCUAUCCGGUCCUGCACUAUAAGCGGUUACGUUAUAAGUGGUCUAUACUGUAUUUGAAAAGAGCACAGACGUGAAAAGAUAAGAACACUGCUUUUUUGCUUGGAAUAAUAAAAAUUUUGUUGCUUGUGUAGUGCUAUUAAUGUAGUUUCUGAGAACAUGCCCUAUAUUUUAUUGCACCAAGCUCUUUUUUUCUGUGUUGUGGUUCCAGUUUCUGGAUGUCUUGAGAUGAAAUGUGAUCAUGCAUGAACAGAUGAGCUUUGUUUAGCUGUAGCUUUGGAAAGUUAAAGGUAAUCCUUUGAUCCACUCAAUCAUUUAGAAAACAAGGUGGCUUUACUAGAAGUGCAGCAUCCUGUGAAGCCAAAACUUCAUUAGAGAAAAAUUGUUAACAAAGCUCAGUGCUCAUUGGCAGAUUCUGUAUUGUAAAUCACACUGAAUGCUUCCAUAGGCAGUGUUCUCAGAGACAAAGUGGUACUGUACUUUGAAUGUCGUGGCUCCCUUAUUCCUUUGGCUGUCCUUUCCUCAUCUGCCUGGAAUGUGUGGUUCACUUGUGCUGUUAUCUUUUUUAGUUCUCUCUGAUUGGCUCAACCAACUGAAAUGGAAGUGUCAGAUUAAAACGCUGGGUGCACUAAUUCCAUUGAUAAUAUUUUUACAUGUAGUUGGUCGAGUGCAAACACAAGAUGGGCAGUGGAAAUGUUGCGGUGCUGUUAAACACCUGUUGCUACUGUGAUGUGUUAUGCUGAACUGUGCAUCUUGCAAGAUUGCUGCUGAGCAUGAUCAAGAAUAGUCUCUGAUUGGCUCCUUGUGGGCAGUCUGCAUUAUUAUGGUGCUCUUUGGGGUCAUAGAAUGGCUUUGUUGACAUAAAAUAAAUGUUUAUUAGUCUUAGGUAGAUCUUUCUUUAGUUUUCUGACAUGCCAGAAUGAAAUGCAAUUGACAAGAAACAAAGUGCUGUAGCAUUUGCAAAUGCUUAAUCACUUGAAGCUGCAAUGUGUGACAGAACCGUGCGUAGGUGCUGAAUGCCUUGAGGCUUCGGAACUAAGUAUCUGUGAACAGAUCGUGCCAGUGUUGCUGACGUCGGUGAAUGUAUGCAGGAAAGUGCAACUUCUUGAUGGUUCUGUCUUGUUUGCGUUUCAUUCUAGCAUGACAGCAAAAUGUGUCUGCCAUAUUUGUACAUGUCACUGGCUCAGUGUCGUUCAAUGUGAAUGCUUUAGUUGACUCUGUGACCAAUAAUCUGCAAGUAAAUGUGCAUGCAUCCACAUGACAGA
Messenger RNA from Dermacentor silvarum, 4100 nucleotides. RefSeq names its product centrosomal protein cep57l1-like. NCBI's taxonomy places the organism in Eukaryota, Metazoa, Arthropoda, Arachnida, Ixodida, Ixodidae. The transcript has 7 exons. The record is from RefSeq and is a predicted model, not a curated record. Bases 192 to 1280 code for a protein of 362 amino acids.